GCGGGCCUGCUUACUUUUGGCGUCGGCGUCGCUCCCGCGCGGGGGUACUGCGCUGGCCUCUCUCCGCCGGCCGCAGCAAACGUGCCGGUCGCGCGGCGUCGGCUGUGGUGUCUGGGUCGUUGUGUCGUGACAACGACGCCUUUAGCCGUCUCUGUGCCAUCAGGUGUGGCCGCCUCAGCCCCGAGUGGGCUCCGCGGCCGCCUGGUGGGUCCUUGCUCACGUUUGUCCUUUCUCUUCCUCGAGUCCGCACCAAGCAGCGACACUGAGCCGACAGCCGGAGCGGCAGGCAAUGGCGGCCUCGACGGCCUCUCACCGGCCCAUCAAGGGGAUCCUGAAGAACAAGAGCUCUGUGACUUCCUCUGUGUUGGCCUCGGCCGAACAGCCCGGCGGGAGUGUAGAUGAGGAGCUGAGUAAAAAAUCUCAGAAGUGGGAUGAAAUGAACAUUCUGGCAACUUAUCAUCCAGCAGACAAAGACUAUGGUUUAAUGAAAAUAGAUGAACCUAGCACUCCUUACCAUAGUAUGAUAGGUGAUGAUGAGGAUGCUUUGAGUGAUUCAGAAACCACUGAAGUCAUGACUCCAGAUCUUUUAGCCAAAAAAUUAGCUGCUGCUGAAGGCUCGGAGCCAAAGUAUCGGGUUCAGGAACAAGAAAGCAGUGGGGAGGAGGAUAGUGACCUCUCACCAGAAGAACAAGAAAAAAAGCGACAGUUUGAAAUGAAAAGGAAACUUCACUACAAUGAAGGACUGAAUAUUAAAUUAGCUAGACAAUUAAUUUCAAAAGAUCUGCAGGAUGAUGAGGAAGAUGAAGAUGAAGAAAUGUUAGAGGCUGCAGAUGGAGAAAGCGUGAAUAUGGAAGAAUCAAAUCAAGGAUAUACUACAGGUAACCAACUGCAAAACAAAUCCAGUUCAUAGAAGAGAUUUGUUCAACAAUGCAAUUGUUUGUCAGAUACAAACCCUGUUACUAUAAUAUACUGCUUCUUGUUCUCUACAAUUCAUGACUUAAGUACUGAAAUGCAUAUCAGUUAUAAUACAUUGCCAAGAAUUAAAUGGUAACCUUAGAGACUGAUUAGACUGAAAAUGCCUAAUUGAUACCUAUAUUCUUGUGCCUAGUACUUCACCACAAAUACAGCAUAAUGUCAUCAGUCCAAAACUGCAUUACUUUUAUAUGAACACUGGUUAAUUUGUAUAAGAUAUUAUAUAGCUUUUUAUGCUUUAGAGGUUAAAAAGUAUCUUGGGUGGGGGAGGGCUAAUUUAUUUUCUUCACUUCCACAUGUGGUAGCUCUUAUAAAAAGUUUUGUUUUGUUUUUUUAAUCAAAAUCCCUUUGAAGCAACAGAUUGUAUAGGCUGAUAAAUAUUCAGGCUGAAAAGUAUUUUAACACUUGUCUUCAACUUGAUUCAUCUGUUUAAUUGAAAAGGAUUAUAUUAUAAGAGUUACUGUUAUAAUUUUUUGGCCUACUACUUUUAAAAUUCCUGUUGAGUUUCUUUGUGCAUACAAGGAAAGAAUUCAACUUUUUUCAUCAAAACUAGCCUCUUUUUUCACAAAUAAAUUAUCAGGUUAAACUUGCACUAACGUCUGCUCUGGGUUUUGUUUUUUGUUUUUUGUUUUUUUUGUACACAAAGGUGGGCAGACUUCAGUUUUUUUUUUUUUAAAUGUAAUACUAAUAUAGCUAUCUUCCUUUGUUUCCCACUCCUCUCCACACAUACACAUACAAUCCUUAACCUUUAUAAAGUAUUGUAAAGAUUGUCAAGACAUUAGAAACCCUUCCUUCUCUCACAUAUUGAAUCAUUUGCUGUAACAAUGAAACUGUUGUUUUUGACCAUCGAUGCCUAUUAUUUCUUCUGAUAUUUGGAGAAAAUGAUCGAGUGGUAGUAGUACUAUAGACAGGAAAUAAAAUUUGGCUGCUGAAUUUGUACAUUUCUAUGGUUUACAGCUUGCUAAUUAAACAACUAUUCUUAGUUUAUUGUUUGAUCUAUUUAGAUCUUAGAAAAUAACUUGAGAUUUUUUUGCAUGAUGAGAAAAUAGUGUGCAACGAGUGAUAUGAUUAUAGUUCCUGAAUGUGCACAGACAGAAGUAAGCCUGAACAUUUUUUAAUAUGAAAACUAAAUAGACCCUGCUUUAAGGGAAUAUGAUAAUGUAUACUAUGACAAAGCUACUUUAUUCUUUUAACACAGUAAGAAUUAUUUGGAUUUUUUCCUGAAAUGAAGUAUAGUUCCUGUGUAUUUUGGUUUAGUGAUGGUUUCAUUUCUAGUCAACAUUUGUAUCUUAAUUUUUUGUUAGUACUAAAAGAAUCCAUUUUAUGAACAAACUUUUAAAAUAAUUUCUGUAUAUAUGAAAUGACUUUUAUUAUGCAGCAUAUCUUCCACUUGCGAGUUUAUGAAAAUAUCAGUAUGUCAAAAUAAAUAAAAAGUGGAAGAAUUCUUUGCUGUUAGAAGGUGUUUAUUAUUUUGAAUGUCUUUUUUUUUUGAGUUCCAAAGUACCUCUGAACUAUAGGUUCAGUGUUCUAACUAAAAGUAUAUUCGCUAAUAAUACCACUGAUUUGCAAACAAAACCAUGUUUGUUUCUGCUUUUUGUAUUUAGAAUGUUGAGCUUAUCUGUUUUAAACCUGUUUUGGAGGAUAUAGAGAUUACACCUGUUCAUAUGUAUGCACAUAUGUUCAUGCACUCACAGACUUCUGUUUUUGGUUUUUCAGUGUGAGUUCUUAGAAAAUAAACAGAUUCUCUUUAUUUGUACAAAUAGCUGCUUCUACAGUGAACAAAAGAAAAAAAUAAGACCUUUACUUUAACAACUGAUUCUUUUUGUGUUUUUUUAUAAACUGUUUUUUAAAACUUAAAUUAUAGGCAAACUCUUAUUUCCGGUUUCAGAAAUAGCUAUCUCAGAGGAGUAAAUAUACCAGAUAGCAUGCCCAAUAUUAUUUUAGGUAAUUAGUCAAAUAGAAUAGAGUAAAUAUGUUUUCAUCAAGUCAUGACUUUAUUAGGCUGUACAGAAAAUGAACCUUUAUGAUUCAAGUUAGAUUUUCCUUUGGAGAAAGUUACCAGUAAAUGUUCAGUUCUAACCAAGGUAAAUUUUUCUUUCGACUUUUUAUCAAUAGCCCUUUCUCUUCUUAACUAUUUUGAUGUCACCUUGUCUUUUUAUUCAUUUUUCAGUCUGAAAUUCAGCAGGGAUGGCUCUUUAAAAUCUGAGGCAUAUAGUAGUAUAAAUGGAUUGUUAAAAUAAGAGAACUUGAAGUUGAAGAUUGAGGCAAAAUGCAGUUAAUCCCUAGAUUUUAAUUUUGUUUACAUUUUUCCUCUUUUAGUGCACAACACAUAUUGUAAUAAAGUACGAUGACAUGACUGUUGCCUGUUUGUUGAUUUUGUAUUUUUAAUGCCCAGACCACGUUCCUUUAGCCAGCUGUUCUGGAUACCGGGGUGGAUCUUGGAUUACAUAGCAGCAGAGUAGUUCCUUUGUUUAGUUGUAGUAGAAAUGGUAACAAUAGCUACCAUUUAUUGAGAACCUAUUAUUUUUUCUUGCCUGGCAUUUACUAGGUCCCUUAUAUUGUAACUAAUUCUCAUAACAAUCAUGCAAAGUAGGUGUUAUUGUCAGUAUUUGUGAGUAAAAUGCCCUUGUCCACAUUACUCAGUCUUAGUGUGUCACAGAUAGUAAAUGACAGGAUUGAAAUCCAGAUCAAACCAAAUUUUGUGCACUUCAUCCAUGCUUUUUUAACUGAUGAAAAUUGUCUCGUUUUAGAAAUUACAUGUUACAAAUAAACUUUAUUUGGGUUAUUAA
Messenger RNA from Choloepus didactylus (southern two-toed sloth), 3761 nucleotides. It is a transcript of the gene PPP1R2, whose product is annotated as protein phosphatase 1 regulatory inhibitor subunit 2. Gene Ontology annotation, biological process: regulation of signal transduction. The coding region runs from base 290 to 910 and encodes 206 amino acids. The record is from RefSeq and is a predicted model, not a curated record. Lineage: Eukaryota; Metazoa; Chordata; Mammalia; Pilosa; Megalonychidae. Gene Ontology annotation, molecular function: protein phosphatase inhibitor activity. The transcript has 6 exons.